UCAAUAUUGAAUCGAUAACUGAGGCAAUAUAUUUCAAACAUAAUCCACUCGGUUUCAUGUUCUUGCAUUUUCGAAUUUUCCUUUUCCAAACAAGCCAGCCAUAAAAGUAAGGCUCACACACCAUGAACUACACAAGCCAACAGCAAACACGCACGCAUGCAGCUGUCCCGCCUGAACCAGCACACCUUCCUCUCCCUCCUCAAAGCUGCCGCCGCCGCCGCCGCCUCUGCCUCCGUCUCCUCUCGCCGCCUCCCCAGCCUCCACGCCGUCUACAUCAAGCUCGGAUUCCUCGCCCACACGCGCGUCACCAAUGGCUUCAUCCAGGGUUACUGCGCCACGAGGCGAGUCACCGACGCGCGCAGGGUGUUCGACGAAAUGCCGCGCCAGGACACCGUCUCCUUCAACUCCAUGAUCCACGGCUACGCGGUGUCGGGCGACGUUGCGUCGGCGUGCCGGCUCUUUGAGCAGGUCCCGGCGCCGACGCCCGUCACGUGGACGUCGAUGGUCGCCGGGCUCUGCCGCGCCGGGGAUGUCGGGUCGGCGAGGCGCGUCUUCGAGAAGAUGCCGGAGAGGGACCUGGUCUCGUGGAACGCCAUGAUCUCUGGGCACGUCGGGAACAGGCAGCCCGUCGAGGCCCUCUGUCUCUUCGGGCGGAUGAUGGAGGAAGGGUUCACGCCCAACCGCGGGACGGUUGUCAGCGCGCUGUCAGCCUGCGCGAGCGCCGGUGCGUUGGAGACGGGGAAGUGGGUCCAUGUGUUCGUAGAGAAGAACAGGCUCCGGUGGGAUGAGUUCCUGGGGACGGCGCUUGUUGACAUGUAUGCCAAGUGUGGCGCUGUGGAGCUUGCGCUGGAGGUGUUCACCGGCCUGAGGGCAAGGAACACGUGUACCUGGAAUGCCAUGAUCAAUGGCUUGGCCAUGAAUGGCUACUCAGCGAUGGCGUUGGACAUGUUUCGCCAAAUGGAGCUUGAUGGGAGAGUGGUACCGGAUGAAGUGACCUUUGUAGGAGUCCUCUUGGCAUGCAGCCAUGGUGGAUCUGUGGAUGCAGGUAGGGAGCAUUUCAACAUGAUCUCCAAUAAGUAUGGCAUAGGGUUAAUCCUUGAGCAUUAUGCGUGCAUGGUUGAUCUCCUUGCCCGGUCUGGUCAUCUACAAGAGGCACACAAGCUCAUUACAGAGAUGCCAAUGAAGCCAGAUGUUGUCAUCUGGAGGGCAUUGCUUGGUGGAUGCCGGCUCCACAAGAAUGUCAAGAUGGCCGAAAUUGUCAUAACUGAAAUGGAAGCGACCUGCAGUGGAGACCAUGUGCUCCUGUCCAAUCUGUAUGCUGCAGUAGGGAGAUGGAAUGGCGUUGAAGAUGUUCGGAGGACCAUGAGAAGCAAGGGGAUCGAGAAGAUUCCUGGCUGCAGCUCGGUUGAGAUGGAUGGUUCCAUCCAUGAAUUCAUUUCAGGUGACAAGUCACAUCCAUCAUAUGAUGACAUUCAUGCAAAACUGAUUGAGAUUGGUGGAAGGAUGCAACAGCAAGGUCAUGUCACAGAGACCACUGAGGUGUUCUAUGACAUUGAAGAUGAAGAGAAAGAGCAGGCGCUUGGACAUCACAGUGAGAAGCUUGCAAUAGCGUUUGGGCUCAUUGGAGGACCUCCAGAUGCUACAAUCAGAAUUGUCAAAAAUAUUCGCUUUUGUAUGGAUUGCCACAAGUUUGCUAAGCUAGUGUCCAAGAUUUAUCAACGGGAAAUUGUGGUUCGUGAUAGAGCCAGGUUCCAUCAUUUUAGAGGGGGAACUUGUUCUUGCAAUGAUUUUUGGUAGAAGAGAAUCAGUUAAACUCUAGCAUAGUGGCAGUGGUAUACAGUAUGUCUUUCUCAGUGUGAGUUUCUGCUUUGCUAAUUCCUGUUUACUCUUUAGUAGGAUAUGAUCAUGCACAGUUGUGUGAGUCAACGUGUGUAGUCUGGGGAUAAGUUCAAAAUUCUUGAUAACGGACCUGAAUAAGUCGAGAAACAUCAUGAACUCCAAACGAACUAAUGAAAGCGUUCAUUUGUUCA
This is a messenger RNA of Aegilops tauschii subsp. strangulata, 2030 nucleotides long. RefSeq names its product pentatricopeptide repeat-containing protein At4g21065-like. NCBI's taxonomy places the organism in Eukaryota, Viridiplantae, Streptophyta, Magnoliopsida, Poales, Poaceae. Gene Ontology annotation, molecular function: RNA binding; zinc ion binding; protein binding. Gene Ontology annotation, biological process: RNA modification. The record is from RefSeq and is a predicted model, not a curated record.